Messenger RNA from Musa acuminata subsp. malaccensis (wild Malaysian banana), 594 nucleotides. The record is from RefSeq and is a predicted model, not a curated record. NCBI's taxonomy places the organism in Eukaryota, Viridiplantae, Streptophyta, Magnoliopsida, Zingiberales, Musaceae.
UCCUCUCGGUGCCUCUUCCGAAUCUUGGGCUCUUUUGUCUCCCGCUUACGGAAAGCUUCGGUACCACGAAGAAAAUUAAGUGACUCAAUUCGGUUCGCCUUCGAAAGAAGAGAGAUGGGGAACUGCAUCGAUCUACAGAAGCCAAUCUCGUGGGUGGACGAGGAGGAAUGGGAGGCGGCGGAGCUCCCGAGUCCCGCACAUUGUCGAAAAGAAGAAAAGACCGAGAGAGUUGCUGCAGCAUCCGCGAACCCGCCGGCGAAGGAGGAACUGGAAGAAUUCUUGCACUGGAAGAAUUCCAUAUGUCGGAAACAAGGGGUGGCCUCCACGGAGAUCAAGACCAGGAUCAGCAAGAAGCAACUGGAAGAGCUGCUACAUCAAGCGGACGAAAAGGGAUUGCCGCUCAAGAAGAUUCUUGUGGAUAUCGCAACGAUAGGUGGGGUUUGUACCGAGAACAGGGACCGGUGCUGGAGACCCAACCUGCAGAGUAUACUCGAGGAGGUAUCGGAAUUGAGUAGAACCCCCUAGUUUCCGACAUAUCAACGACGAUGAUGAUGAUGAAGACUUGUUUAGGUGUGCGUUACUUUUAGAUGUAGG